AUGGCCGACUAUGACCUCUCUCGGUCCAUCCAGCCCACAGUCGGCAUGAGACAAGGCUUAUCGAACUAUGGCGACCCUCACUUCUCCCUGUUUCUCCGCAAAGUCUUUAUCAAAGCGCUGGGAUACAGCGAAGAUGCGCUCUCGAGACCAAUCAUCGGCAUAAUCAACACUUACUCCGGCUUCAACCCUUGUCAUGGCAAUGUCCCGCAGCUCAUCGAGGCUGCAAAGAGGGGUGUCCAGCUUAAUGGUGGGCUGGCCAUUGAGUUCCCGACUAUCAGCAUCCACGAGUCCUUUUCUUCGCCUACGAGCAUGUUUUUGCGCAAUCUUAUGAGCAUGGAUACUGAAGAGAUGAUUAAGGCGCAGCCAGUGGACGCAUGUAUUGUUAUCGGUGGAUGUGACAAGACAGUUCCGGCUCAGCUCAUGGGCGGAAUAUCUGCCAACAAGCCCAUAUUGCCUCUGAUAACAGGGCCAAUGAUGCCGGGAAGCUUCCGAGGAGGCCGUAUUGGUGCUUGUACGGAUUGCCGCAAUAACUGGGCUGCUUUCCGCGCAAACGAGAUUGAUAUCGAGGAUAUUUCAGCUUUGAAUGAAGAACUUGCCCCAACAUCUGGAACCUGCGGCGUCAUGGGCACGGCGAGCACCAUUGCGUGCCUUACAGCUGCUCUUGGACUUAUACCACUUCGAGGAGGCGCAACAGCUCCCGCCGUCUCAAGCGCUCGGCUGAGGAUAGCUGAGCAGACCGGUGCAAACGCCAUCGGAGCAGCCAAAUACAAGCGCACACCUCAGUCGAUUCUCUCGGAAGCAUCUUUCCACAACGCCAUCACCGUUUUGCAAGCAAUUGGAGGCUCAACCAAUGGGAUAGUGCAUCUACUCGCCAUUGCGAAUCGGCAUCCCGAUGUUUAUGGCAAAAUCACUUUGAAGACGGUGGAUGAGAUAGGACGGAAGACGCCGUUGGUUGUUGACCUUAAACCUAGCGGCGACAAUUACAUGACGGAUUUACACAAUGCUGGCGGUAUUCCCGCUCUGUUUAAUACGCUACGGCCUCUGUUGAAGUUGGAUGCCCUGACAAUAACUGGGGAAACACUUGGCCAAGCUCUGGAUGCUGAGAAUUUUCGCUCGUUUCCGUUCUCUACUCAGAUCAUUCGGCCUUUGGACAAUCCCUUGUAUUCAUCAUCAAGCCUGGUGGUGCUGUAUGGCAAUCUUGCUCCGGAUGGUGCUGUCAUCAAAGCUAGCGCCAGCAAGUAUCGCCAUCUGCUCAAUCACCGAGGGCGAGCCGUGGUGUUUGCAGGCCCUGAGGAUCUUGCAAAGCGUAUUGACGAUCCGGAUCUCGAUGUUGAUGAAAAUUGCGUCUUGAUCUUGCAGGGCAUAGGACCUAUUGGCUUCACAAGCCCGGGUAUGCCAGAGGCAGGCCUUAUACCCAUCCCACGCAAGCUCGCCUCUCGUGGGGUCAAAGAUAUGCUGCGGUUAUCUGAUGGGCGCAUGUCUGGCACGGCGGGAGGCAGCAUCGUGUUGCAUAUAUCACCCGAAGCUGCUUUGCCCGAAAGCGUUCUCGCCAUUGUGAGAGAUGGCGACAUUGUAUGCUGUGAUGUUGAAAGAAGAAAGCUUGAAGUGGAAAUCGCUGAAGAUGAAAUUGCUAGAAGGAUAGCGGAUAGGAAGACCAAGUUGGACGGAGGAUUGAAUGCUCGGGGGCCUGCAGAAUCUAGGAGGCGACCGGCUCGCGGAUAUAGAGGUCUCUAUGAGAAGAGUGUAAUGCAGGCUCAAGAUGGCGUGGAUUUUGACUUCUUGACUGCUAAUGGGGCUGGUCAAUGA
Molecule: messenger RNA, 1806 nt
Organism: Trichoderma aggressivum f. europaeum
Lineage: Eukaryota; Fungi; Ascomycota; Sordariomycetes; Hypocreales; Hypocreaceae
Exons: 3
Coding region: 1-1806 (601 amino acids)
Molecular function (GO): hydro-lyase activity
Source: RefSeq, a predicted model, not a curated record